UCUCAGACUCAGACGAAGAUGCUGCAGCCUCUCUGGACCUUCCUCACGGGACACUCGUCAGUCCUGCACUCACCUUUCUUCCCCGUUGUCUUCUCCUUGUCCGUCUACCUGUCCUUCUGCCUGCCCUUCCUGCUGCUGGACAUGCUGUCCUCCAGGUGGGCCCUGGUGCGCAGGUACAAGCUGCAGCCUCAGAGCUCCAUCAGCUGGGCCUCAGUGCGGAACUGCCUGGCUCUGACGCUCUACAACCACCUGGUCUUCAUCUUCCCUCUGACCGUGAUGCACUGGUACCUGAGGCCCGUCCUCCUGCCCCAGGAGGCCCCGUCCCUGCCUCGCCUGCUGGCCCAGGUCCUGGUCUGCCUGCUGCUUUUUGACUUCCAGUGCUUCAUCUGGCACCUGCUGCACCACAAAGUGCCCUGGCUCUACCGCAACUUCCACAAGGUGCACCAUACCUACACCUCCACCUCCUCCCUCACCGCAGAGUACACCGGAGCCUGGGAGACUCUCAGCCUGGGCUUCUUCGCCGCCGCCAACCCCCUCCUGCUGGGCUGCCACCCGCUCACCGAGCUGGCCUUCUUCGUGGUGAACAUCUGGCUGUCGGUGGAGGACCACUGUGGUUACGACCUGCCCUGGGCCACCCACCGUCUGGUGCCUCUGGGGCUGUAUGGCGGGGCCCGCCACCAUGACCUCCACCACCUGAAGUCCAAGUACAACUUCGCCCCCUACUUCACCCACUGGGACCGGCUGGCCGGGACGCUGUGCACACAGCAAGACUGAACUGUAGAGAGUUUCUGACUCAAGCAAAAUGAUGGAAAAUAACUCAUCCAAAGAUUUGAUUUCUGAACUGAUGAAAAGAAGUUAAUGAACUAAUCUGAAGGAUUAUAAACGGACCUACAGGGUUUUAAAUUCAUCUGGAGAUUUCUGAAAUUAUAGAAACCUGAGUGGGUCCAGAAGCUUUCUGAACUGGUCUAAAGUUCAGAGUGAACAGAUUUCUGUGGAUCAACAGCUGCUGUGCUGUUCAGAAAUCUUUACCUCAGAUUGUCUUUUAUGUUAAAAGACUGAAGUACAAAGUGUUGGACACUUUUACACUCUAUAUUCUACUACUAUUAAUUUAAUCAUGUAUUUAUUUAUUAACUCCAACAGGAGCACUGGAUUUAUGAGGAAGAAAGUCUUUUUGUCUUAAAAUCCUUCUUUUGUUUAAAACAUAUUAGUGGAGAUUGUUUUAACCAGACAGACUGAUCACUUAAGCACAAUCAAGAAAUCCACACCUGAAAAGUGGAUUUUAGGAUUCUGCAACAGCAGCAGUGAAAAAAGAGGAAUUUUUGCAGUGUUAUCUUGGGCAUUAGUUAAAAUCUGUUUGAGUGAUGUUCACGUGCAGCUAUGUUGUAUUAAGGCGACAUAAUUAUUAUUAGUAUUAUUAUCUUUAAAGUAUCAUGAAACAUGUUCAUAUUGAACACACCUGUAUAAUUGAUGUAAUAAGGCAGCUAACUAACAGAUUAGUUAUAUAAAGAUGUAGCCGGCGUCAGAUGGACAGAGGAAGUUGAAAAAGUGACAGAGGUAUUUCAGAUGGAUCAAAGAAAGUGAAGGAGAUAAACAGUGAAAAUGAGUAUGUUGGUGAUGUUACUGCUGGAGUGAAAUGUGCACAGAAAGUUUUUGGAGGUAAAUGUAACCGAACGAUGAAUUCAUUAUUCUCAGUGUAUUAUAUGUUAUAAUGUAAUCUGGGAAUAAACUUUAUUUAUUUACAAAAGCAAAA
Messenger RNA from Micropterus dolomieu (smallmouth bass), 1750 nucleotides. RefSeq names its product cholesterol 25-hydroxylase (gene ch25h). The coding region runs from base 19 to 774 and encodes 251 amino acids. Gene Ontology annotation, molecular function: iron ion binding; C-4 methylsterol oxidase activity; steroid hydroxylase activity. Gene Ontology annotation, biological process: cholesterol metabolic process; sterol biosynthetic process. Lineage: Eukaryota; Metazoa; Chordata; Actinopteri; Centrarchiformes; Centrarchidae. The transcript has 2 exons. The record is from RefSeq and is a predicted model, not a curated record.